AUGACGCUACUCAUGCGCUCACUGACCUCGUAUCAAGUAAACAUUCUUUUGAUAAACUCCAUAAAACAAGCUCGAAUCCCCGUAUUUGCAUUCGCCAAUCCGCCACCCGCAUACGCAACCGUCUACGUUACUCGAAUCAGCAUACCAAAAAUGGCAAUUGGCCUAGGAACAACCCUGCAACAAACUCGGGCAGUGAAGAAGGCUUAUUUUUAUACGCAAAAGCUAAAAGAGGCAUUCUUUGAGGUAGAUCGCGGCAUAUCGCCCGAUUUGUAUUGA
This is a messenger RNA of Fusarium venenatum, 276 nucleotides long. The record is from RefSeq and is a predicted model, not a curated record. NCBI's taxonomy places the organism in Eukaryota, Fungi, Ascomycota, Sordariomycetes, Hypocreales, Nectriaceae.